CAUGGCUUGUGUCCACCACACCUUUAUUCCCUAAACCCAAUCCUCUAUAGGUCAUCAUCAUCCAUGGCCUCUUUUUCCAUCACCACCACCAAUGUUUAUGCUUACUACACCGGCGGAAAAUCUCGCCGGAGGAUGCCGGCGGUGAGGGCGGAGGCCGUCAAUCCCGACAUCCGAAAAAGCGAAGACAAAGUGGUCGAUUCCGUUCUCGUCGCCGAUCUUGCUAAGCCCGUCACUCCCUAUUGCAGGUGUUGGAGGUCGGGGACGUUUCCUUUAUGUGAUGGGAGCCAUUUGAAGCACAAUAAGGCGACCGGCGACAACGUUGGCCCGUUGCUUUUGAAGAAGCAGUGAAUUUGAAUUUAAAUUUUGAAUUUAAAUAAAUGUAACACUGUUAUUGUUGCAACUACUAGUAUUAUAAUUAGAACAUCAUAUUUACCUUUUUAUGUGAUUAA
This is a messenger RNA of Andrographis paniculata, 449 nucleotides long. Its product is annotated as CDGSH iron-sulfur domain-containing protein NEET. The record is from RefSeq and is a predicted model, not a curated record. Gene Ontology annotation, cellular component: intracellular membrane-bounded organelle; mitochondrial outer membrane. NCBI's taxonomy places the organism in Eukaryota, Viridiplantae, Streptophyta, Magnoliopsida, Lamiales, Acanthaceae. Gene Ontology annotation, molecular function: 2 iron, 2 sulfur cluster binding. Bases 64 to 348 code for a protein of 94 amino acids. Gene Ontology annotation, biological process: regulation of autophagy. The transcript is spliced from 2 exons.